UGGUAGUCAAAGGAUCCAACACUACGCGCCAAAUUCGCAAGCUCUCCAAUUGCGCAAUAGAAACCAAUUACGUUCUUCAUUUCAACCUUCCGUCCUGUCCAUUCUGCUUCAAGCAACAAGGCCACAAUUUAGUUUGACCUUUAGAUUCUCCAGGUGCUCAAUCACAAGAACUAAAGAAUUAAUUAUCAACCUCUUCAACGUCGGCUUCACCAAUCCUCUCUAUUCGACCAGGGCGACCCCCUCUAUAACCUACGACAUAUUUUGAUCAGCGCGCCUGCUAGCUUUGGUUCACGCACGAGACACGGGGACAUUGUCUAGCCCAUUUAGCUGUUACCGGUCUUCGACAACUCUUCGACACAACAUGGCAACCAACAAUUGGGUUGAGCAACCUGGCAAGUCGCCUCGCCAUUAUUCAACAGUAUCAACCGACGAAGAGGAAGUGGAACAUAGGGGACAAUACUUUCAGAGCCUGGCCAACAAGGACCCAUGCAUGCACGUAGCCCACGGAGGGCAGCAGCAUCAACAGCAGCCUGAGGACCAGAUGAGCGAUGAGGAAGCAGAGGUUCAAGAGCAAGCGGAAGAGGAGGAUGAAGACGACGCAGAAGGCGAUGACUCAGAUGAUGAUGCAGUCGACGAGUCGGUUCAGCACGACAUGCUGAAGCUGCAAAAUACUUUUCCUGGUUUCAUGGACAAAUACCGGCUUAUCAAGAGGAUUGGUGAAGGCACAUUUUCGACCGUAUACAAGGCUGAAGACCUACAGUACGAAAUGUACGACAAUACCUGGGAUCUGGAUAGAGAUAUUGACAGGUGGCCGCCCACGCCGGUCAAGAGCUCCAAACAUCGAAAUCAGCCCAGGCGAAAACCCAAAUAUGUCGCCAUAAAAAAGAUAUAUGUCACUUCCUCACCAAGCCGCAUCUUGAACGAACUUGAUCUCCUUCACUCUCUCCGUGGCUGCCCUGGAGUUUGCCCCAUGGUCACGGCCUUCCGUCACACCGACCAGGUGGUCGCCAUUCUCCCCUACUUUCGUCACUCCGACUUUCGCGACUAUUUCAGAAACAUGACCGUCCCCGAUAUGUCAAUAUAUCUGCGGUCUUUGUUCACUGCACUCAAAUGGGUCCACAAGGAGAAAAUCCUUCACCGAGACAUCAAGCCAACCAAUUUUCUGUACGACCCAUAUACGGCGCGUGGCGUGCUCGUUGAUUUUGGCCUCGCGGAGCGUCAGGGAAGCGAGGGCUACAAGCCCUGCAUAUGCCAGGAAAAUACAGAGACCCGCCGCGCCAAGCUUAAGAGAGCAUACGCCAACUCUUCGAUUGACAACCUCGCUAUCGGCUAUCCCAAAGAGGACAGGCGGCCGUCGCGCCGGGCAAACCGAGCAGGAACACGGGGCUUCAGAGCCCCAGAGGUGCUGUUCAAGUGCACCCAGCAGACGACCAAGAUCGACAUCUGGUCCGUGGGCGUGAUCCUGCUGACUAUUCUCAGCCGGCGAUUCCCUUUCUUCAACAGCGCCGACGAUGUUGAGGCUAUGAUUGAGAUAUCAACGAUUUUUGGCACCCGCAAGAUGAAGAUAGCCGCGCAAUUACACGGCUGUAAUUUUGAGACGUCGAUCCCGACCAUCGGCUCGGCUGGUUUUAGCUUUGAGCGCAUUAUAAUCUGGAGUACCGUUCGCCCGGAGAACAACCCCCUGACACCUGACGAGGAGCUUGCAGUCAAGUUCCUGUAUCAAUGCCUCGAGCUCGACCCACGGAGACGAAUCAGUGCUGCCGAUGCGCUCGAGCACGAGUUCCUGACCAAGUGGACGACAGGUCCGGAAUCCGCAGCGGAUGAUGAUGAUGAGGUAGACAUGGUUGAGGCAUAAACCAUGGCAUGGCAUUGGGAUGGAAAGAAGGAAUUGGGAGGAUAUUUUCUCGCGGUAAGAUCUUGGGUGUAUAAAUACUGUAUCACUAGACGCGGCAUACGACAUUUGGCAGGCAUGGUUUUAUAAUGGCCGUAUGAUUAACGGAUCCACAUCUGGAGGCUUAUGGGCAAAAUACCGUUUAAUGUGAGCGUUUUGAUAGCAUUCAAUAUAUCAAGCCUCAGACACAUUAUAAUACAUUUAAUUUUGCAAACG
Messenger RNA from Pyricularia oryzae 70-15, 2107 nucleotides. RefSeq names its product CDC7 protein kinase. Gene Ontology annotation, molecular function: ATP binding; protein serine/threonine kinase activity. Gene Ontology annotation, biological process: protein phosphorylation; mitotic DNA damage checkpoint signaling. Bases 362 to 1855 code for a protein of 497 amino acids. Lineage: Eukaryota; Fungi; Ascomycota; Sordariomycetes; Magnaporthales; Pyriculariaceae. Gene Ontology annotation, cellular component: nucleus. The record is from RefSeq and is a predicted model, not a curated record. The transcript has 2 exons.